UAAUUGUGCUACAUUUAAAACAAUUAAACAUUGUUUAAUAUUGGUUUAUUAUGUACCAUUUCAACUGAAACCGUUGAAUAUGACUUUAUUGUUAUUGUUUCAAAUAUACACAAUAGGAAUUUUAAUGAAUAUUAUAUUCGUUACGACAGUGAUGUAUUGUUAUUCGUUGCAAUUAUUGAUUAUACGUAUUGAACACCUUAAUGAGAAGAUUGAUGGCAUAACAUUAACCAGAAACAAGGAAAGAAAUUUUAGAAUGCUCCGGCCUAUUAUCAUGUAUCAUCAAGAUAUAUUCAGGAUGUUUCAAUUCAGUAAUGAUGUCUACACCAACUUAAUUGUGCCUCAAAAACUGUUUGCUUUAUGUAUUUUAACUCUGUCUACUACAUCUUUUUUUAUGGGAAAAGAUAUAGCAAGUUUAACCACGGCAAUAGCAAGUUGGUUUGGAUUAUUUUUAAGUCAUACAAUGGGACAAAAACUUACAACGGUGGGUGACAGUGUUGCGAAUGCUGUGUAUAAUUUGAACUGGUGUGAUGCAGAUGUGGUGACACGGAAACAAGUGUUGACUUUACUUUAUUUGAGCCAACAUCCAUUCACCAUACGAGUCCCCUUAUUUGGUGAAAUGUCCCAUGCUGCAGCAGUACAAGAAUUAAAGAAGGUCUAUCUUUUCAUUAAUUCAUUACUAGCAAUAAAGAAAAAUAAUAAUUUUUGAAUUUUAU
Onthophagus taurus is the source of this 713-nucleotide messenger RNA. Its product is annotated as odorant receptor 85c-like. Lineage: Eukaryota; Metazoa; Arthropoda; Insecta; Coleoptera; Scarabaeidae. Gene Ontology annotation, cellular component: plasma membrane. The record is from RefSeq and is a predicted model, not a curated record. Gene Ontology annotation, biological process: sensory perception of smell; detection of chemical stimulus involved in sensory perception of smell. Gene Ontology annotation, molecular function: odorant binding; olfactory receptor activity.